AAUUGAGCUGGGAUUAUCUAUACUUCAACAAAAUUACUGCAUGGAAGUGAAUAAUGGCAAAGGCUCUGAGAUCUGGGUUGAUGUGUGGGUUACUGGACUGAAUUCUAAAGUUGAGCCUCUUCAUCCUUCUCAUCUCAAUUAUGUUUAUGUUAGUGAGCUAAUUAUUGAAGAAUCCAACUCAUGGAAUACUUCACUUCUUGACACGUUAUUUUCUCCGGAAACUGUAGAAAAAAUCAAAAAGAUGCAACUAUCUAUUCAAGAAGAAGAUACAAUUAGAUGGACUCCUUCGAAAGAUGGAAACUUCACUAUCAAGAGUGCAUAAAAUAAACUCAUGGAAACUAGGGUUCAACAACAAGCAGCCUUAAAUACUGUACCUGCAACAAUAUGGAAAGAACUUUGGAAGAUGAAACUGCCACAUCAUAUCAAACUCUUUAUCUGGAAAUGUCUUAAAGGAAUUGUUCCAACAAGGUUAAGACUGUCACAAGCAAUGCAGGACAUUGAAACCCACUGUGAGAUAUGCAAACAAGAAGAAGAAUCUAUGUAUCAUCUUCUUAUUAGCUGUAACCAUGCCAAGGCAGUCUGGAGAUCUCUCAGCAUCAACAUUGAUCAAAUUAUUGCUAACUGUCAGUCAAUACAGCAAUGGAUCAUAUCAUGGUUUCAAGAUGUUCAAAAUGUUGGUACUUUAGAUCGACAAAGUUGGAGGGAACUAUUAAUGGAGAGCGUACAGGGUUGAAAGGAACCUAUGCAGCUGGAAUAAUAGACGCUGAAGCUGGAGAAUGCAUGGCAAUUCUUGAAGGAUUAAAAUGGGCUAAAGAAAUGGAGUUGGACAACACCCAUCUGGUUGCUGAUGCUGAAGUUGUGGUUAAUUCAAUUAAUAAUAGUUCAUCAUCUUUAAGAUGGGAAAACAGAAAACUUUUGAGAGACAUCAAAUCUUUAUUAAGUUCUUUUUCAGUCGUUAAGAUCAGUUGUGUAAGAAGAGAAAAUAAUCAGUUAGCUGAUUCUAUCUCUAAAAAAGUCAGGAAAGAUAGAUUAGUGUUGGAAGAGUUUAGUCUUGACAUCUUAUGUAUUGAAACUCUGCGAUCCUGA
Papaver somniferum (opium poppy) is the source of this 1086-nucleotide messenger RNA. RefSeq lists its product as uncharacterized. Gene Ontology annotation, molecular function: RNA-DNA hybrid ribonuclease activity; nucleic acid binding. The coding region runs from base 640 to 1086 and encodes 148 amino acids. The transcript is spliced from 2 exons. The record is from RefSeq and is a predicted model, not a curated record. Lineage: Eukaryota; Viridiplantae; Streptophyta; Magnoliopsida; Ranunculales; Papaveraceae.